AGUAAAAAUAUUACAGAACAAUUUUUUUCAAAAUAUAAUAAAAAUCUGCUAAAAGCAACGAAGUAUUAUCAUAUUCUAUAGUUCUAUUUUAUUGCGUAUAUUGGCAACACUACUGACAUAAUAUCUAUCAAAGUUGUUUCCACGGUUGACUCUUCUGUUAAGCCGUGGUUAGAACAUAAAUACAAAGAAUACGUGACGUAUAAAACAUUUUAGUUAUUUAAAUGAACAUUAAACAUUAAUGAAAUUAGUUCAUAACUAGUACUUAUUAGUAUGUUGUGAAAGUUUUAUUAUUCACCGUACAAUGACAUAAUUCACCUAUGUGUAUCAAUAAUUAGUUGUUUACAUUAAUAUAACCUAUCAAAUUAUGGAUGUUCCAACUCCUUCAAAUGUAAAUCAUGGAUUUUCCCAUAAUACUGAUGGAUUUUUAAAUAUAUCUAUCGAAUCUCCAAAUUUGGAUCCAUUGUCAACAAAACGUAGAAGUUCUUCACGUACAAUAAAGCGUAGAAAAUUUGAUGACGAGCUUGUUGAAACAACAUUCAACUUACAACCACCAGCUACAAGUACAAAGUCUGCCUCCAGAUCUAGAACUGUCUCAAUUUCUACCACCCCAAUAGAGUCUGCUGUUCCACAACAAAAUGCACCAAGUCCUAUUCAGGUUUCUACAAAUGUUUCUCAAUCGGAUAGAUGUAACAGACGAACAAGUAGACCAGGAGCGUCAAAUGCUCCAGGACGAAAAAAUAAGAAGAAUAAAAAUCAUUCACAUUCAGUAAAUGCAACAAAAGAUCUAGGAAGAUGGAAACCAACAGAUGACUUAGCAUUAAUCACUGGUGUACAACAGACAAAUGAUUUAAGAAUGGUUCACAGAGGUACAAAAUUUUCUUGCCGUUUCACAUUGCAAGAAAUACAACAAAGAUGGUAUGCUUUGUUAUACGACAGUGCUGUUUCAAGAGUAGCAGUACAAGCUAUGCGUAAUUUACAUCCGGAAUUAAUUGCUAGUGUGCAAGCAAGAACUUUAUACAGUAAAGCAGAGGAAGAUCUUCUGGGUACAAUAAAAUCGAUUACUCAACCAACGGUAGAAGUUUUUCAAGAACUUCUUGAGGCAAAUGCUCAUACAUUUUAUUCUGCCCGAACUGCAAAAGCUUUAUUAGCUCAUUGGCAGUUAAUGAAACAAUAUCAUCUUCUUCCUGACCAAACUGUACAAAGUUUACCACGGGGUGAACACGUUCUUAAUUUUUCUGAUGCAGAAGAAAUGAUCAAUGAUACAGAAUUAAUGGAACAGAAAGAUGAGUUAGUAGAUGCGGAACUUAUUGCAGCAGAUAGGAGAAAUAAAAGAGAAAUAAAGGUGUUAGAAAAUGAAUUGUGUAGAUGGCAGGUUCUAGUUGAUAGCGUAACGGGAGUAAAUCCACCAGAUUUUGAUAAUCAAACUUUAGCAAUACUCAGGGGAAGGCUUGUUAGAUAUUUAAUGAGAUCACGAGAGAUUACUGUGGGUCGUUCAACAAAAGAUCACAAUGUGGAUGUAGAUUUAACAUUGGAAGGGCCAGCCUGGAAAAUAUCAAGAAGACAAGGAACUAUUCGGUUAAGAAAUAAUGGAGAUUUCUUUCUUUCCUCGGAGGGAAAGCGACCAAUUUUUGUAGACAGCAGGCCCAUUCUUGCAGGAAAUAAAAUGAAGCUUAAUAAUAAUAGUGUAAUUGAGAUUGCAGGUCUGAGAUUUAUAUUUUUGAUAAAUCAAGAACUGAUUUCUGUUAUACGUCAAGAGGUAGUCAAACUAAAUUUGAAACCAUGAGUGUUCUAUUUCAUUCCAUAAUUAAUAUUGUGUACUACUAUAAAUAAUGUAUUGUCUCGUAUACGUUUAUUGUAUUAUCGUAUAUACUAUCGUGUGUAUAUAUAUAUAUAUAUAUAUAUAUAUAUAUAUAUAUAUAUAUAUAUAUAUAUAUAUAUAUAUAUAAGAGUUUUGUAUAAAGUAAAUAAUUGUUCCAUUAAAAGAAACUAAUAAAUUUUGCUCAAUUUUGUAUAUUGUAAUUUUGUUUCCUUGUUAAUAGUGGCUUGCAUUGUACAAAACAGCUUAAUUCAUCUAUAUUUUGCAUUUGUUUAAAUAUUAGAAAAUUUACAAUAAAUGUACUACUGAAAGAAAAAAUGAGCAUAUGUAUACCUUUGAGGAGCCGUGAAAGGAAUUGUUUAUAUUCUAGAGGCAAUGCGUAAUCUUGAGCAGAUAGUGGGGAUCAAGGAGCAUUGUCAGGGGAGGGGGUUAGGUGGAGUGAAACGUGUAAGUGCAUUUUUGAACCUUCUUUUACAAGAUUUAAAAUUUGCUUGUAAUUUCUAUUUGAAUAUUUCUAUCCGAUACUAUCAGCCUAAAUAAUUCAAUUCACAUUGAUUAUAUACUUAACAAGUUUUUCAGAAUGUGACAUAAUAUUUUUGUGUUUCGUUACUUUUUGGGGAGGGACGAUAGGGGUGAUUGCCUUCUGGAUCCGCCACUGUGGUCAGAAACAUGGCGGAAAUGUAGAAAUGCGAAUCCGUGGCUGGGGGUUGUUUAAAUACGGGGGAAGAAAGAAAGAAAGGAAGAUACGGGAUAUAUGUAUGUAUAAUGUUGAGAAAAAUUUCAUUACGAGAAAUUAAAUGGUUUCGAGUGAUGCAUCACGCGGUGCACCUGUCUUUUCCCUAUGGAAAUCCAUGGCGCUAUGGAUCAUACGGCUCUUGGGGUGGUCGUAGAAACGGUUGGAACGGUAAUAGCUGGGGAGGAAGAGGAUGGUCAGGCAGAAGCGGCUGGUGAUGAUAGAAAUACGAGGAGCCUUCGAUAUUAUUAACUGAUACAUUACUAAACUUUAGAAUUAUCGUAACAAUUGUCGCUUCUCUUUCUGGAUGAUUAUAAUUUUUAUAGCACUAUAUAUAAUUCUUUAUAAAUAAUCCUUUAUAAAUAAAUUUUAUUUGCAAUGUA
Molecule: messenger RNA, 2932 nt
Organism: Bombus pascuorum
Lineage: Eukaryota; Metazoa; Arthropoda; Insecta; Hymenoptera; Apidae
Gene: Rcd5
Product: microspherule protein 1
Exons: 7
Coding region: 365-1783 (472 amino acids)
Biological process (GO): positive regulation of transcription by RNA polymerase II
Cellular component (GO): MLL1 complex; Ino80 complex; NSL complex
Molecular function (GO): G-quadruplex RNA binding; protein binding
Source: RefSeq, a predicted model, not a curated record